Molecule: messenger RNA, 5229 nt
Organism: Rubroshorea leprosula
Lineage: Eukaryota; Viridiplantae; Streptophyta; Magnoliopsida; Malvales; Dipterocarpaceae
Source: the annotation of a GenBank genome assembly
AGGCGUCCACCACAAUUUAGCCUUGCCUUUCUCAGCAAACCAACCGCUUUCACUGCACAAACAACUCUUUUUCCAGCUUCCACUGCUUUCACUGCCUUCAUUCUUCUCUCCAUUACCCCAUAUUUUCUAAGAUUACAUCAUUUUCGAACAAAAUCUCCUCCAUUUUUUUGCAACCAUCUGCACAAGUUUCACCAGAUCCCAGGAAGUAAAAUCUAUUCUGCAUUUUUGCAACACUCUGAAAACCUAGUCAAAAGUCUUUUUUGUUUCCCCAGAUUCUCUCCAUAAUCGUUUUUUCAAUUUAGCUUUUUGGAUUUUACUCUCCUUCUUCCAAAAGAUUCGAUUCUAGAUGUUGGUUUUCUGCUUUUAUAACUAUUGCAUCUUGGUUUUUACUUUACAUAUAUGUAAUUAAUGAAAAUUGAUCUUGAAGGUACGUAGCUGACAGCAAUUCGAGGAGAAGCCUUAGCAACAUUGUUACUUUUUUCUUUCGUCGCUCAAAGUCACUUAAGCAAGAUUAUUGCAUCAUUUUGAUAAAAUCAACUGCAUUUUUCUGUCUCUCAGAAGCAGAAGUUUAACACCAGCAGCUAGAAACUUCCGAGCAAUCUGUGGAGAAGCGUUUCACUAGGCAACUCCCUUUGCUGCUCAACAUUAAAAAAGAAAAAGAAAAAAUUAGGCAUAUCCCUUUCUGUUUUCAGUCUAAGGUCAUUUGGGGAAAGCACUAACCAUUUAAGCGAGCUAGAAAUUCCGAGCAAUCCGUGGAGAAGCGUUUCAGUACGCCCCUCCCUUUGCUGCUCCAGAAAAAAAAAAGGGGGAAAAAUUAGGCAUAUCCCUUUCUGUUUUCAUUUGAAGGUUAUUCGGGGAAAGCACUAGCCAUUUAAGCGAGGUAGAUUUUCAUCUUUAAAUUAAUUAAUUUGUACAAUUGAUUAAUGUUGCAUUCAUUAAAUCUGCACAUAACAAUACACACACACUAACUUCGGAGUCUAGAUACAUAGUAGUCCAAAGCCAAAUCCUCGUUUUUUUUUUUUUUUCCAAUCUACUUCUUAACGUUUCUUUGUUAAGCAACCUAAUAACAAGAGUUUCCUAACUUGUAUAACCACCGGGAUUGAUUUUUCAAGUUCUAAUUUUUAAUCUCUACGUUUAAUUAGCAUACUCAAAGAAAAAGAUUAAAUAAUUUACUAAAAUUAAAUUCUAAAAUACAAAUAUAUCAAAUAGAGGAAGAUUUUAUUUGAAGAAGUGUAAAGGAAACUACAACUCAUGUACAAAACUGGUGUUGGAUACAUAAUUGAAGCACAGAAUUAAUUUGGCAUAAUAUAACUUUUGAAUAUCAAAAGUUUAAUAAACGAAAUUCUCCUUUGAAACUCAUGUUCAUAGGAUUAAAAAAAAUUCAAAAUAAGAUAACUAAAAUUUGAUCGUUUUAGUGGCAAAAGGGCAGAUCAGACCCUAUACUUAAAACAGAAGCUUUUAAAUCCUCUAACUCUUCUAAUGGUGGCAAAUGACCCCUAUUUCUACAGAUUAUUUCAGAAACUGUUAUCUCUCCGUUUAUGUUUGCUUGGGCGGCAAUUUUUUGUCCCUCCUAUUUCAAUGAUUAGCUGUUGAUGAUGAGUUCAGUGCAAAGUUCUAGCACAUGCAAACAGAAAGGGUAAUAAAAAAUUAAUGAUUGCAUCAAUUUGGUGAAACCUACAUCAUAUUCUUCAAUUUACAUUUUCAAUAUUCUCAAAGACUCAAAUUGAAGAAGCACAAUUUUCAGGCAGCAGGCAACUUUUGUGGAGAAGUUUUUGUCAGGCGCAUUGGUUGAUCCUUACUCUAGUGGGCUGGAGAAAACACUAGCAAUUUAAGUGACUGCGUUAUGGACUUCGUGGGACUAAUUAUUGAAAUAGUGUAUUCUGUUGGCCGCAUUAUUGAAAUAGCGAAUGAUGUUCGCGGAUAUCUGGAAGAUCAGAUAAAAUUCAAUGAGUCUCUCGAAGAAUUCUACAGGAGGAAAGGUGACUUACCCAAUCGAAGGGAUGACAUUGAAUCAAAAUUGCGCACAGAGCUUCGCCAUGGGAAGGUUGCUAAGCGGGAAGUGCGAAGAUGGUUGAACGAUGCAGAUGCGUUUUUCGCAAGACCAGCGGUUGAAGCUGAAGUGAAUGGUUGGGGAUGGCUCUCAUUGUAUUAUCGAGUAGAGAUUCUAAAGGAAAGGGUUCAGGAAUUGGAGGAAAUCUAUGAAAGAGGGGAUAGAUACACUGAUGAGUGUUUGGUCAUUGAUGAUCCAUCAGCUUCGGGGGUUGAAUUGACAACAUCAGAGUUACAAGGCAGUGAGGCUGUUAAAACAAAUAUUUUGGCAUGCUUGAAGGGAGGAAAGGUGACAAUGCUUGGAGUUUGGGGGAUGGGGGGAGUCGGGAAAACAACAAUAAUGAAGCAUGUCCAUAAUGAACUGCUAAAAGAAGGUAAAUUCAAGAAAAUAAUUUGGGUAACUGUGUCACAAAACUUUGAUAUCCCCAAAUUGCAAGAUCAAAUUGCAUGCAGCUUGAACUUGAAGGAAAAGUUGGAAAAGCUUCAAAAUGAAACUAUUCGUGCAGGAGUGUUGUCAGAGAUGCUAGAGGAACAGAAGCCUUACUUGCUGAUUCUUGAUGAUGUGUGGAGUAGUUUCAGACUUGAAGAUGUUGGAGUUCCUGAGCCAAAUGCAACUAAUGGCUGCAAGUUAGUAUUGACUACACGGUUACAAGAGGUUGCUCGUUUAAUGGAUUGUAGAAGAAUAUUCCAAGUGAAGACUCUUUCAAAAGUUGAAGCUUUAAAAUUGUUUUUAAAUAAAGUUGGAGAUACUGCUUUAUCAUGUCCAGGAGGAGGUAUUAAAAGGGAUUUAGAAUCAACUUUGAAGGACAUUGUGGAUGAAUGUGAUGGUCUUCCAUUGGCACUUAUUACAGUUGCUGGCAGUUUAAAAGGAAUAUCUGGGUCACGGUUGUGGAGUGUUGCACUGAAUCAAUUGAGAGAUUGCAAAAGAAAUGUGGCAGGUCCAGAUAAUGCUGAUGCAUUUCAGAUAUUAAAGUUCAGUUAUGAUCGUUUGAAAGACAAACAGAUCGAAGAUUGUUUUUUAUAUUGUGCAUUGUAUCCUGAGGAUUACAGGAUUUUGAAGGAGGAAAUAAUUGAAUAUUGGAUUGAUGAGGGGUUUAUAGAUGAAAUGGACACUCGGCAAGCAAUGAAGGAUGAGGGUUAUUAUAUUUUGACGAAGCUUGAAGAAUGUAGCUUGUUGGAAUUGAUUAGAGAGGAAUAUGAAGGAGAUUGUGUGAGGAUGCAUGAUCUUAUUAGAGAUAUGGCCUUGCACAUUACAAAAACGAGUCCUCGGUUCUUGGUAGAAGCUGGCAAGGCAUUGAAAGAGCUACCAGAGAAGGUAAAUUGUGCAGAAGGUGUUCAAAAGGUUUCAUUAAUGUGUAACUAUAUUAAAGAAAUUCCAUCGAGCAUGGCAUCUUCAACAUGCAAAGGACUCACAACCUUGUUGUUGGCCAAGAAUGAUUUGUCAACAAUUUCAGAAUCUAUCUUUGAGCAUAUGCCAGAGCUAAAAAUUCUUGAUCUGUCCUUCAAUAAAAAGCUAAGCAGCCUACCAAAUUCUGUCUCUAGCUUGGUGAAGCUUACUACAUUGUUGUUGGAAUCAACAGGCCUAAAAAGUGUACCAUCUUUAUCAGGCCUUGGAUCCUUGAAAAAGUUAAACCUUAGGGGGACAAAUAUCAAAGAAGUCCCUGAAGGCCUGGGAAUGUUGAAGAAUUUGAAAUGCCUUUUUCUUUGUGGAUCAGACCAUGGAAAGAUUCUUAAAAUAGAUGAGAUAGCAGAUGGAGUAUUAUCAAAUCUCUCCAAACUUCGGGAGUUAAUUGUAGAUAGGAGCAGCAUAAUAUUGAAGGGAGACGACGUUGGGAGAUUGAACAAGUUGGAAGUUUUUUAUGGCCGAUUUCCCACUGUGAAUGACGUGAGAAUCUUUCUUAAAUCUCAGCCUAAUAAGCUGAAUAGCUAUGUUAUUAUUGUUGGAAGCAAUUUGGAUCACUUUGAGGAGGAAGAGAUUUAUGAAAGUCUAGAAGGGUUAUCAAGAUAUGAGAAAAUAAUGCUGUUCCGGGAGACUAGUAUUGUUGGAGAGAAUACAUUAUGUCCCCCCGUCCAAUUCUUACUUAUUUGUUAUUGCCACAACAUAAGAAGCUUAAAUGAUUUUUCUGAAAUUAAAGAUAUAACAGAUUUGAGGAGAUGUGUGAUUCGGGGUUGUGGAGGCAUGGAGUGGAUUCUUUCCUCGUGGAUAAAUAGCAGAGUCGUCCAAACCCUUGAGUAUCUAGAACUUUGGAAUUUGCACAAAUUGGAUGGGCUGUUUGAAGCAAACGUCAUGGCGACGUCAUCACCUCCACCUAGGGCUUUUUCAUCUCUCCAAAAAGUUCAGAUUGGGAGAUGUAAAAAAAUAAAGAACUUGUUUUCAUCUUGGAAGUUGGUGGAAUGUCUCAAAAAUCUUGAAGAUCUCUAUGUCAACAACUGUGAAGAAAUGGAAGAAAUAAUAGCAUCAGAUCCAGAAGAAGAAGGAGAAGAAGGAGGGGACAUCAUCAAGAAGCUCAUUCUUCCAAAAUUUAAAAAGCUGACAUUGAAAAAAUUGCCAGCAUUGAAGAGCAUCUGUAGCAGGAAGGCAGUAAUGGUAUGUGAUUCUCUUGAAAUGAUUGGAAUUUGUGAUUGCAAGGGCCUAAGGAGGAUACCUCUUUCUCUUCCCGUGGUUGAUAACGCCCAACCAUCUCCUCCUCCUUCCCUCAAAAAAAUCAACAUGUAUCAACGAGAAGAGGAAUGGUGGGAAUCGUUGGAGUGGGACCAUCCCAAUGCAAAGGAUGUCCUUCGACCCAUGGUUCAAUUUUUUCCCGAUAAUCACCUGCUUCAAUAAUCAGAGUCGGAACAUUUGGAAUCGGUGGAUUAUCCACAAGAUUGAAAGGAAGUCGAUUUAUUCAGCCAGUCUGUUGCUUUUCGUUCCGGGCUUCAAAGGAUGUCCUUUCUACUACCCUUGUGUGGAUUGUUUUAGUGUGAUUCUUGUGUUUUCAUAUGCUGUUUGUAACUUAAUUGUGUUGAAAAUUGAUUUAGAACACCAUAUGUAUUCUUAUGUAUUUUCUUGCAUUGUUAUAUAUCUUGGUUGUACUAUGGUCCAUGUACAAACAUAAAUAUGUGUUUUCAAUCUAAUCUUUGAUAAAUUAACUGGAGAGAAAGCAGGAAUUCCACCCACAACAAUCAACUCACGAAUUCAUU